UCUAAAUAGACUAAAGAUCUUAUUAGUACGUGGUUAGUUUACUAAAUAAGAUUCUUGUGUUUUGAAGAGAAACUAGAGUACUGUGUAUAUGAUGAUAAGAAAAACCAUUCAUUAAAUUUAUGGUUUAUUUUGUUGCUCUGUAUUUCCCAGUGUCUUUACCGAAAAGAGUUAGGUUGAAAGUGUUGCCUGUGCGUGUUUGCGUUUGCAAAUUGCAUCUAUGAAAGUGCAGGAACAAUGUUAAUAAUUUACUUGUGUGAGCAACUAACAUAAAUUUGCUCAAAUAGCUGCAUAAUGUAAAUGGACAGAUCAUCACUUAAAACCAAAGAAGUUUUGGGAUGGAUUGUCAAGACAAAUGCAUGAGUUACCUAUCUUUAAAAGAACUGCUCCUUAUAAGUGACACAAUGUGCAGAUUAGUAUCAGGUAUGCUCGGACCGACAGGAAAUCAGACGCUUUUAUCCACAGCCACUGGAAAGGCUAUUGCAUCAAGAGAUGGUUUAAAAGUCUUGUCAGCUGUGUAUGUGAAUCAUCCUGUUGCAAAAUGUAUUCUCAGCACAAUGAAAAACUAUCACAUACUCACUGGAGAUGGAUCCAAGAGCUUUUUAAUAUAUUUGCAAGCAAUUCUGAAAGCUGUCGAGAAACUGGCAUCUACGUCAGAGACAUAUAUUUGUAAAAGAUAUUCUGAAUCUCCUUAUUUUAGGAUUAGUUUGUCCCAGAAACUCCAUUAUUUUUUGUUAGAGGAGUUCCCUUUUUUUUCAUCAGUGAUGCUUGAGAAAUGUACUCUAGUUUGUACAGAAAUGGCUGAUUUUUGUUCCACUAUAAGAAUUAUUGUUACAACAGUAUUAAACACUACAUUGCCUGGGUAUGCAACUGACCUUUUAACAGAAAUGUUGUGCAGCUUCUUUGAUGUUGAAAGAUUCUUCACUUGGGAUCAAGAUCAAAUAGACAAAUGUCUUUCACAGGUGUUAGGUUUUUUAGAUUCUUAUCAUGUCAAGAUCUCAGGUUAUCCAUAUGAAAAAUCAGAGAUCUAUUUUGGAGUUUUACUAGAACAGGAGUUUGUAGUGCCAUUGCCAGACUUGAGAAGCACAGAGAAAAAUUUGCAUGUGAUCAUGAUAUCUUGUCAGAUAGAGGAUGACAGUUGUGACACAGUCAGUCCCACUCAUAAACUUAUGGAAAAGUGUUUCUUACAAAAAAGGACAAAGAUUUUGAGGUUUGUAGAGGCUCUUAAAGCUGCUGGCAUUGAUGUUAUUUUAUUAUCUGAAUGCUGUCCAGUUUAUUUUCAAGGCAUAUGCCAUGAUCAUUUACUUUCAGUGGUGCAGAAUGUGGACAAAGAUAAGGUCAGUUUGAUUCAACAUUUAACUGGUGCAGUUCCAUUACAUGACCUUAGAGAAGAGUUUAUGAAUAAUGGAACGUUUAUAGCAGAUGUAUGUAAAAGAAUGAAAAUUGGCAGAAAGUCAUUUAUUCUUGUUAAGCCAUCAAAGAUAGAAGAGCCAUGCGGUCUGGCAAAACAGAUGAUAUUGUGUGCACCAACAAAUAGCAUGUGUGAUCAGGCCUGUGAUUCUUUAAAAAAGGCAAUUCUUUCUUUGAGGAUGUGUCUUUGUUUUCAGAGAUAUAUUUCUUCAUCUUUAACUGCAUGUAAGCCAUCAUCAAAAGCUUUGACUGUAAACAAAUCUGGUAAAGAUACAGUUCGUAUAAUUUGUGCUGUGGGUCCAGGGGGAUGUUUUGAAGCUUUACUUUGGAGUGUCAUACAACAGCACAAGUCUGGUGAAAAAUCCCUUUGCAGAGAGAUGAAUUUGAUUCUUCGAGAAAUGUUGUUAUCAGUUCCUCAAAGAUUGUGCACCAAUAAUUCUCCGUCCUAUUUCCAAGGUCAGCAUGAUUUUUUGCGCAAGUGGUCAGCAAUGGUGCAAGGAGCCAGCACAGGGUUAGCCCUGGGCUUCAACUGUAGUGCUGAUAUUAUAGAUAUGAGCAUGGCUGGGAUUUUGGAACCCCUACCCAGCAAGCUGUUGCUGGUUUCUUGUGUAAUUCAGCUGGUACAGCAGUUGCUGCGACUUGAUGCUGUUGUUGGUGUUAAAAAACACUGAUAUGUACUUUAUACCAAGAGAGGGCACCUUUUUCAUUCUUUCUUGUUACUGCAGUUGUGUAACACAUUGUGGAUUCUUUAAAGCAUCAAUUGCAGCUGCACUACCUUUUGAAAAUAGUGUGCACUUUAUGCUGUGUAAACAGAUUCGUAAGAUCUAAAGGGGAAUGUUGUCUUAUUAUUUCACCUACCUUGGCAACAUAGCAAAGAUGGAGGUGUAGAUGAAGAUGUCAGAAGCCGAAUAAAUAAAGCCAGGCUUGCAUUCCACACAUUCCCUGCAACCUGUCUGGAGCUCCAAGGCAUUAUCUCUACACAUCAAAGGAUACACACUCUACACAUCUUCAACGCAAAUGUAAAGUCAGUCCUUCUAUAUGGAUCUGAGACAUGGCGUGUGACAAACACCAUCACAAACAAGAUUCAGACAUUUGUCAACAUGUCUGUGCCACAUCCUCAACAUCAGAUGGCCCAAGAAGAUCGUGUGAAAGCCGGCCGACAAUUUAACAAGACAAACUCUGGGCUGGAACCCACAGAGGAGAUGCAGGGUUGGGAGACCCAGAUGGACAUGGGAAAGAUUGGUCCACAGCGAGGCGGAGGCAGCUGGCAUGACAUGGUCCUAACUGGAAAGGGAUGCCCAGAACCGGAUCUGAUGUCGUGGUGUAGUUGCAGCCCUAUGCUCCACUGGGGGUGAUUAGGAACAAGAAGAAAGGUGAAUGUUGCUUUAAUGGCUUGACUUUAUUGUGUUAAUAAACCCCCACAUUGAUGUCCUGUUUAUUGUGUUCAAAAUCAGGCAUUGCUGUUAUUAUCAAAACUUAAAAAGAGGACAAUAUGCAUAAUGAUGAGAAACAUGCCUGCAUUAAUCCUAUUGUCACCUGUAUAGGUUCCUCUCAAGGCUGCUACUUUUCUCCACUACUGUUGUACUAUAUGCUAACAGUUGUAGGAGCACUAAAGAUAGCAGCUUAUAAAAUUUGCUGAUAACACUGCCUUGUUGUCAUUUUUGAUUGUUAAUGAACAUCUUCAUAGGAGUGCUCUUCUAGACUUUGUAUAAGCUUUGUGAUUUUCACAGUUCUGUUAGUCUUUGAUUGAGGGUAUAAUCACUUUUUCUUUCAUCUCUUGGUUCCACAGCCUCUCCCUAGAGAACAGGAAUAGUCUUUUCUCCCAUUUUAAUAUCUGUUACGGGAUCACCGGAACUAAGCAGAGGGACUUAGCAGACUCUCGUUCUUGCAGGGUGGCUGCAGAUACAUGAUGCCUGUAUGCAGAACAAAUGGUCACUGCAACUUAUUCAUUCCCCUUGAUCAAUUCUACUGGCCAUGAUGCUGUGUUAGCCUGAGGUGACCUAAUGCAGUGUACCAACCGUUUCUACUGUUGCUGUAUAUAUCUAUAUAGAAAGAACUUGUUCACCAACUGUGUCUGUGGUUGCUGCAAAUAUCCAUACAGAGAGAAAGUUUGUUCAUUAACUGUGUCUACUGUUGCUGUAUAUAUCAGUAGUCAACAUAUACAGUAUAUAUAUAUGUACUCAUCUGUAUAUUGAUACCACAUAAGCACCUAUAAAUUUUACCUGUAAUUGCCCUUCCAGAUUAAUAAAGUUGUAUGUUUUUAGUGCCCUCUCAUUUUUUUA
Pomacea canaliculata is the source of this 3689-nucleotide messenger RNA. Its product is annotated as Bardet-Biedl syndrome 10 protein homolog. Gene Ontology annotation, biological process: chaperone-mediated protein complex assembly. Gene Ontology annotation, molecular function: ATP binding. The record is from RefSeq and is a predicted model, not a curated record. Bases 336 to 2078 code for a protein of 580 amino acids. The transcript is spliced from 2 exons. Lineage: Eukaryota; Metazoa; Mollusca; Gastropoda; Architaenioglossa; Ampullariidae.